This is a messenger RNA of Entamoeba invadens IP1, 681 nucleotides long. RefSeq names its product exosome complex exonuclease RRP46, putative. NCBI's taxonomy places the organism in Eukaryota, Evosea, Mastigamoebida, Endamoebidae. The record is from RefSeq and is a predicted model, not a curated record. The coding region runs from base 1 to 681 and encodes 226 amino acids. Gene Ontology annotation, biological process: rRNA catabolic process; poly(A)-dependent snoRNA 3'-end processing; U4 snRNA 3'-end processing. The transcript has a single exon. Gene Ontology annotation, cellular component: cytoplasmic exosome (RNase complex); nuclear exosome (RNase complex); nucleolus.
AUGCAGGUGGAGGUAACACAACAAACCACAGCAAAAGAAUCGGGGAAGAUCAGAGCGUUGUCGUACCAACGCGAGGUCAACACAAAGUCCGACGGGUGUUACAUGUUUCACCAAGGCAAGACGUGCGUUAUCGCCGGUGUAAACGCGCCACGAAAUACCUUGAAAAGCAAAGAACAACCAAACACCGCAUACGUUGAUGUCCAGUUCUAUGAAAAGGUCGCUGCACAACAAGGAAAACGCAAAACCGAGUUGGAGGAAUUUGUACGGAGUGGUGUCGAGUGGGCUGUUUUAUGUGAAAAAUACCCCCGAGGGUUAAUCAAUGUUUGUAUCCAAACGGUGAAAGACGAUGGUUGCGUCGAGUCUGUUGGGAUGAACGCGACAAUGACGUCUUUAUUAUAUAGUGGUGUCGACAUGAAGUCCAUUGUAGUUGGGAUGUGUGUAGCUGGGUUCAAAAAUGCAAAUGGGCAAUACGAAAUCGUAGUGGAUGCAAACGACUCCAGAGAGUAUCAGUGGAGGGUUUUCAGUGCGUGGGACUUGACCACCAAUGCGAUGGCUGCGAUGAAAAUGAAAGGAAAGUGCACUGACGACCAACUUAAGCAGAGUCUUGAAAUCUCAUCGAAAAACGCCGCUAAAAUGCUGCGAGCCAUCAAGACCGUCAUCGAGAAACAGUAUCCUCUCUAA